AUGGCUCUGCAGCAGUGCAACUUUGUUGCCCCUUCCGCGAACAUGCUGCCUGGCGAACUCGCAAGCACGCCCGACAUCGACGCAGGCGAUCAUCAAAAUCUCUUCGGGAAUAUGGAAUCCAAAUACCACGGCUCACAUGAGAUUCCUGGCCUCCAUUCAUAUACUUUCAACUUCACGCCUUCAUUCUCAAAGUCGCAUACGAACUUCGUUCCACAUCACCUUGGGCCCUUGCUUUUGCCCGCUGCGGUCAGCAACGCCUCUGAACUCAACUCUUGUGGAACAGAGUCUUAUGUGAGCAUUAAUAAGAAUAAUUUGCAAGCCGUUGGUCAAUAUGCUUCGCCAAUGCAAGUAUCUGACUUCCAGUCAGCUGGCAACACAACACUUUUCGCGCCCGUCUCCUCAAAGCCUCUAGGUGCCAAAGCCAGCCGCCUUCCUUCGGCCAAGAUUCCUAGAAAAGCGCCACUCAAAGCAAACUCCCGCCUACCGAACGUCCCACGCCAACGUACUGGACGGAAGGUUCCAAAGCCCAGACAACAACGAUCCACCAGCAGACAAGAGACGCCAGUUGCUGCUCCAAUUUCAGUACAAAAACGUCGCCGAGGUGCAAACAACAAGUGCAGGGGUUCUGGUAGGCGGAGUCUCGCCGCACUGCAGCAGGCGGAGGAAGAGAGGUUUGGAGGAAAAAUGGAGGAUGACCAGAUAAAUGAUGGCAGCAAGGAAGCAGACGAGAUAACGGGAAAGACAGAGAACCAUGACAAGAAUGCGAGCAACACCCACAGUGAUACUGAUGAGAGCCGCGAGUAUGAACAGAGAAUCGUGUGGAAAGAAACGCGCAGUCAAGCCAUCAAGUCGAAGCAAUCCGCACAAGAAACCUCGCUCUCUGACUCAAGCUUCUACCGCAAACGACGUCCAAUCUAUGAUUACGAAGUGCCUCUAGAACUAGAGGGUAUCCGCAAGGCUCUGGGUCCAGACGACUGGAACGAAUAUGUCUUCCUCAUGGAAUCCUUGUGGCUCCACAAAGUGAGUGCACACGAAUUCGACCAGGGUGCCAAGCGGAUAUUCCACAUGAGCAGCAACGGGAUGCGCAAGAAGAUGAAUAGUAUCAUACUCAUGAAGAUGAUUGUGCCGCGGAUUGAAGAGAUGCACAGUGAUGUUGGGUCAGGCGAGUAA
Messenger RNA from Exserohilum turcica Et28A, 1170 nucleotides. RefSeq lists its product as uncharacterized. NCBI's taxonomy places the organism in Eukaryota, Fungi, Ascomycota, Dothideomycetes, Pleosporales, Pleosporaceae. Bases 1 to 1170 code for a protein of 389 amino acids. The transcript is spliced from 2 exons. The record is from RefSeq and is a predicted model, not a curated record.